Suillus paluster is the source of this 207-nucleotide messenger RNA. RefSeq lists its product as uncharacterized. The annotation marks the transcript as partial. The record is from RefSeq and is a predicted model, not a curated record. The transcript has 2 exons. NCBI's taxonomy places the organism in Eukaryota, Fungi, Basidiomycota, Agaricomycetes, Boletales, Suillaceae.
AAUGCCACUCAAGCAAAAGACAGACUAUAUGGCCAACUUGCAGCCAAUCUCAAGAAUAUGUCGCGUGCAGUCGGGCAGACAGCAGACCUCUUUGAACAACUUCAGACAGACUUGGACGCAAUGAGAGUUCUUGCUGGUACACAUGCUGCACAGUUUAUGACCGUCGCUGCCGAACUCAGUCCCGAGUCGGAUGGGGGAGCCAGCACA